AUGCUCUUUUCUUCAAUUCUUCUUUCUUAUUUAUUGUGUUCUUCUUGCCUUCAUUUUCUCAUUCCUUCACUUUUUCACUUGUCAAGUUUUCUUGCUUUCUCUUUUCUUCAGCUUUCUUCUUUUCGUUCUUGUUCUUUGCUUCAUUGUUUUCCAAUUUCUCUUUUAUUUACUUUUCAUAUUCUCUAUUCUUCUCUUUCUUUCAUUUUUUCUUUUCUUUUUCCGUUUCUUUCCUUCAUUUUUAGUAUUCUCUUUUCUUCGUUUAGCAAGUUCUUUUUCUUUCUUUUUCCUUCAGUUUCCAUAUUUUCUUUCUUUCUCUUUACUUCAUUUUUCAAAUUCUCUUUUCUUCAUUUUUCAGCUUCUCUUUCCUUUUCUUUCCUUCAUUAUUUAUAUUCCCUUUUCUUCACAUCAACUUUUCUUUCUUUCUUUUUACAUCAGUUUCCAUAUUUUCUUUUAUUCUCUUUUCUUCGUUUCUCAGAUUUUUUUUUAUCUUUCCUUCAUUUUUACUUUUCUUUUUCUUCUUUUUCUUUCAUAUUUGAUAUCAUCUUUCCUUUCUUUUUCCUCAGCUAUCAAGUUUCCUUUCUUUCUCUUUCCUUCAGUUUCCAUGUUUACUGUUAUUUUUUUCUUCUAAUACUCAUUUCUUUAUUUAUCGUAUUCUCUUUCCUUCAUUUUACAAAUCCACUUUCCUUCAUUUGA
Acanthosepion pharaonis is the source of this 693-nucleotide messenger RNA. NCBI's taxonomy places the organism in Eukaryota, Metazoa, Mollusca, Cephalopoda, Sepiida, Sepiidae. The record is from the annotation of a GenBank genome assembly.